GUAUUGGGCUAGUGAGCACUGUUACCUUCGGUUAACUAUAGCACCACGGACUACUUGUUGGGGCAUCCAAAAUGCUCGAGACAGAGAAUAUAAAUAUGGAACACACCUCAUGGGAAGCAUUACCUAAUGAUCGGUCACCAACUGUUUCUAAUUUACGAGUCAAUUCUUGUAAACGUCAGCUAUCUAGCCCCGGCUGUCUAAAUGUCUUCCUGCUUCUGGCGCUCGUCACUGCGAUAUCUGUGAUUCUAUAUUUUGUUAUCUCCCCACUAAUACAAACAUCCCAUAGCGAAUGGGUCCAGACCGAGGUUUCGACAUUUUGUGGUUAUGUGCAUGGGGAGAAAAGUGACGGAGUUGUGUCUUUCCUUGGAAUCCCAUAUGCGCUCCCUCCUGUAAACGAAAAUCGUUUCAAACGGCCAGUGGAACUAACGACAGAUGAACUGUGUCGAAAAGCAUGGGGAUCUGUGGGAAAGAAAGCGAUCUUCAAUGCCACAAGCUACAAGCCUCCAUGCUUGCAACUUGUUCCAGUCACAGAUGAAAUUAUCGGGAAUGAAGACUGCUUGUAUUUAAAUGUGUUUGUACCCACGGCUUCCAGUCAGAAAGGAAAUGAACUAAAGCCAGUUGUCGUGAUUUUUAACGGCCUGUUUUUUAUGUACGGAGGUGCCAGUGGCAGCCCGGUCAUGGAAGGACAGCAACCUCAGGCAGAGAUGAUAAAGCAAGUCGACGCAGUUCAUGUGACUUUCAACUUUCGUGUAGGUCCCUUAGGAUUCCUGGUUCAUCCUGUGAUUGGGCAUACAAAUGUUGGACUGUGUGACCAACUGGCGGUGCUUCGCUGGGUACGAAGCAACAUCAGGGCAUUCCGUGGUGACCCGACGAAAGUGACCUUGUUCGGCUACGGAUCAGGAGCGACCAGCGCGCUCGCGAUGAGCUACACGAAACGGGGUCAGAACCUGUUCGAUCGUUUGUGGAUAUCCGCUCCGGCAGUGCGCAGGCCGCGGGUAUCCAUUGGCGAAGCUAUCGAUGAAGGAAAGCGUCUACUGACCUGCGGUCCCGCAACCUGGAAGAAAUGUUCAGAUGGUUACAUCACGGAUGCCGAAGAUAUAGUUAGAUUGUGGGAGUGGAAGGAAGUUGCGGCAUGGAUGAGAGGUCACUAUUUUGACCUUCCCAGUGUAAACGAAUCCGAGCGAGCAGAGGAAAUGGAGUUCCUCAGUCGAAUAUUGGUAGAUGAUGGCGAUAUAAUUGACUCCAGUACUUGGUAUGAGACAUCACACCCAAGUGUUCCCCUCGUUUUGGGGCAAACGGCUUACGAGGCGGCGUUGUUUUUGACACCUGAAACUGUUCCUUUCUGGAAUGAGCAAGCCUACCAUCAUUAUUUGAGGAAAAGAUUUGCUGCUAACCGUGAAAUCAUUGAACACUACACUGAAUCUGUCAAUGUGGCGAGCUCUUGCAGAGGUAAUAUCUUGCCUAGCGGACCAUCUGAUGUGGGAGCACGAUUAACCGCGUUGAUUACUGACGCAAGAUGCACCUGUCCUCUUAUUGGUGUAAGCAGAAUAUUGCAACCUCAUCGGAAUUCUAUUUAUCAUUAUUAUCUGCGAUCCACCCAUCCGAGAUUCGAUCCGUAUUUCAUGAAUUCAUUUGUGGCACUGGCAUCCCACGGUUGGGACGGGAUGGUUUAUUUGCGGGGUUACGACACGCACAGUGAGUUCAUGGCGUCUACACAGGGGGAUAUUGUUGAGGACAACUUCCAACACAGGAUUCGUCAGCUCAGUAACAUUUUGAAUGCUGCAAUGCACGAGUUCUCUCGAACCGGAGUUAUAUCGAAUUUUGCUUCAGCAGAUGGAACACAAGUGCAUAUAAAUUUAAUCGAUGAAGGUAUUAUUUGCAGACCAGCGAAUUUUGUACGAGAACGUUGUGCAUUGUGGGAAGAACUGACGGGGGGAGAUCUAAUGCGGUUCGCAUGGCAACAUUGAAAACAAAUGUGGAACGAGAAGAGGAGUCAAGUGCUUUAAUGCCACACAUGGUUUACCAGUCUUUCAAGUCUACGAUUUUUUUUUCGGAAAUCCACACUCUACAAAACAGUAGCAUGUCUAUAUGAACCAAGGUUACUGUGCAUGAAAGAUGGCAAAGCUCACUUUCCAGUGCUAUGUUUUGGAACUUUGAUUGCUAGGAUAACCAUGGUGCUGAUUAAUCAGACAAUAGCUUGCGAAGGAAUAUUCAGUACCCACGCAUGUAUACCGUAUAUUCAAACACAGAUGAAUAAAUGCUUGCGCGUU
Dicrocoelium dendriticum is the source of this 2270-nucleotide messenger RNA. NCBI's taxonomy places the organism in Eukaryota, Metazoa, Platyhelminthes, Trematoda, Plagiorchiida, Dicrocoeliidae. The record is from the annotation of a GenBank genome assembly.